ACCACAAAUUGGACGUUCUCUCUUUCUCUUUCUCUCUCUAAGGUUUUUGCGAGAGGGUUUUACAACUCUUCCUCUUUCUGAAACGCCUCCUCUCAUGGCGGACUGCAAAACCUCCGUUUCUUCUCUCUCUCUCUAGAAGAGAAGAGCUAUUAUCCUUCUCUCUCUAAAAGAAUGGUGGUAUUCGCUGGAAGAGCAAUCGUCCUUUCAGUAGGAAAAUGGUUGGGUUUGUAGAGAGAGAGGUUUUUCAUGGUGUAUUGAUUAAGGAGGGGGCUUGAAGUAACAAGACGGCCGUGAAGAGCAACAGGCUGGGGAGAGUUGCAGAGAUAAUGGGUUUGGGGGUGGUUACUGCGCAAGGGGUGGGAGGCCCUUUCAAGCCCUGCUGCUACUGCUCCCCUUCUUUUUGGUUCUCUUCCUCUUCUUCUUCUUCUUCUUCCACCCAUUUUUACAGACGUGUAGCUUCAGUCCAUUCCUUUGCAGCAUCUGUCAAGGGGUUUCAGAGGCAAGAAAUUGGUUCUUUCCAGGAAGUAGAUAGUACAUAUUCAAAUCAUUCACGUCUUGCCCCUCUAAAGUUUAGAAGUGUUGCAACUCUAGCUUCCAGAUCAGUUAUUUUGGAAAGCCAAACUGGUAUUCUGAAUGAUGCAGAUGGGUCAUCUCGUGUUCUAGACUUUGAAGUCCGCACUAAUUUGAGGAGCUCACACUCCUCAUCCAAUAGACGGUUACCAUACUUCACCAACGGGCCUGAUCCCAGGGGGGAACGAUCUAGGUCAACGAGCUUAGUUAAUUGGCAAAAUACAGAAGAUGAACAUAGACAAAGUCUAAGGAGUCCCAUAAAUGAGCCACUAAUAACUGGAACUGGUAGAGUUCCUCCUUUUAGAACACAUAAUUCUGGUGCUUCAGUGGAUGGCAUCAAUGCUAGGUGGCUUGAAGAGAGUAGAAAGAUGAGGGCAUCAAGAUUAGGUCAGCAACCUUCUUGUAAUAUGUCGGAUGGCUCAGUGACCGCAGAAAUUUCACGAAGUGGUACAAUUUUACAAAAAGAAAAGAAUGACUUGGUUUGUUUGAAAGGAAGAACCCCUCAUGUAAAAGACCCACUUCGAAGUACCUCCUUUUAUGGCCAGAAAUUAGAAGAAAAUCAUGUGGUGAAAUCAGUCCUAAAUACCCCAUACAUGAGAGAGAGCAUGCGUGGUUCUAUGACUAACAUGCGUGAUGAUCUUUUUCGUCUAAAGAAUGGAAAUUAUUAUGCCCAAGAAGGUCAAAUGAUGUCUUCUAACCGCCCCUCGUAUUUGGAACCCACCCAAAAUGACUUGGGUGUUAAGAACAAUUGUUCAUUUUCUGUUGCAAAUAGUCCUGUGAGAACUCAAAUGAAGGAAGAUGCUGCAGUAGAUCUUCCUACACACUUAGGAGUAUUGAGGAAACAGAUUGAGGGAGAGCAUGCACAGACUAAUGGGUCUUUGAUUAAGAAGGUGGUGUUCCAAAAUAGUGUUGUUCCUUAUGAAUUUGUGGAAGAGAUAUCAGAUGAUGCUAUGGCAGAGGAGAUUUUGAAUGGACAAGCUGUCAAUAGUGAAUCCAUUGAUACCUUUGUUGAGAAAGUGACUACUAAGACUGAAUCCAAUAAUGCACAGGCUGAGCAGAGAAAGAAGCUUUUAUGUCUCUAUGAUAAAGUUCUCAUAGUUGACAAUCUCUCAGUGGCAAAGUCUGUUGUUUCAAAAUUAACUAAGGAGUACCGGCACCUUGUCCAUGCAUGCGAUACAGAGGUUGCUAAGAUUGAUGUGAAGGGGGAAACCCCAGUGGGUAAUGGAGAAGUUAUUUGUUUCAGCAUCUAUUCGGGUGAAGCAGAUUUUGGAAAUGGAAAAUCAUGUAUCUGGGUAGAUGUUCUUGAUGGUGGGAGAGAUAUGUUGAUGGCAUUUGCGCCCUUUUUUGAAGACCCAGCUAUAAAAAAAGUUUGGCAUAACUAUAGCUUUGAUAAUCAUGUCUUGGAGAACUAUGGAUUUAAGGUCCAUGGAUUUCAUGCUGAUACGAUUCAUCUUGCUCGAUUAUGGGAUUCUUCAAGGCGUGCAGAAGGCGGCUAUUCUCUUGAAGCUCUCACAGGUGAUCCAAAGGUCAUGUCUGGCCCUGGCUUAACUGCAAAGGAUGAACUGAUUUCUGGAAAAAUAUCAAUGAAAACUAUAUUUGGCAAGAGAAAGGUGAAGAAAGAUGGGUCUGAAGGGAAACUCGUCACUCUUCCCCCUGUAGAAGAGCUACAAAGGAAAGAGAGAAUUCCCUGGAUUUGUUAUUCUGCCCUAGAUUCAGUUAGCACACUGAAGCUUUUUGUGAGCUUGAAGGGGAAGCUGAUGGCCAUGGGAUGGGUGCUGGAUGGAGUACAAAGGGGAACCAUGUACGAUUUCUAUGAAGAGUACUGGCGUCCAUUUGGUGAAAUUUUGGUUAGAAUGGAAUCUGAGGGGAUGCUGGUUGAUCGUUGUCAUCUGUCUAAGAUGGAGAAAAUAGCCAUUCAAGAGAGAGAAAUUGCCGUCAACAGAUUUAGGAAGUGGGCUUCUCAGUAUUGUCCAGAUGCCUUGUACAUGAAUGUGGGGAGUGAUUCUCAAUUGCGUCUACUUUUCUUUGGUGGGAUGCAAAACAGGAAGGAUCCCAAUGAAACUUUGCCAUUUGAGAAGACUUUUAAGGUACCAAAUGUUGAUGAGUUUAUCGAGGAAGGCAAAAAAGCUCCUGCAAAGAAUAGGACGAUUGUGCUUCGUAGCCUUGGUGUUGAGAUGCACACUGAGAUGUAUACACCGUCUGGCUGGCCCUCUGUUAGUGGAGAUGCUCUAAAAGCCUUUGCCGGAAAGGUCUCCUCAAUCCCUUAUGGUGCAAUGGAUGACAAUGAUGAAAAUCCUGUAGAUUCGGUAUUAGAAGAAGAAGAAGCCAAGCUCAAUGGGAAGGAGGCUUCAACUUCUGCUGAAAUAGAUACAUCUAUGUAUGGAAGUGCAUAUUCUGCGUUUGGUGAUGGCGAGAAAGGGAGGGAGGCAUGUCAUGCAAUUGCUGCUCUUUGUGAAGUUUGUUCAAUUGACUCCUUGAUAUCCAACUUUAUAUUACCCCUUCAGGGUGACCGGAUAUCAUGCGGGAAUGGACGCAUUCAUUGUUCUCUUAAUAUCAACACUGAGACUGGACGUUUGUCUGCUAGGAGGCCAAGUUUGCAGAAUCAACCUGCAUUAGAGAAGGAUCGGUACAAAAUUCGUCAGGCUUUUAUUGCGGCACCUGGGAACUCUCUCAUUGUUGCUGAUUAUGGGCAGCUGGAGCUGAGAAUCCUUGCACACCUGUCCAAUUGCAAGAGUAUGUUGGAUGCUUUCAAAGCUGGUGGAGAUUUCCAUUCAAGGACAGCCAUGAAUAUGUAUGCACAUGUGUGCGAGGCUGUAGAGGAAAAGCGUGUUCUUCUUGAGUGGCACCCUCAGCCUGGAGAAGAGAAACCACCAGUUCCUCUUCUGAAGGAUGCUUUUGGUUCAGAAAGAAGGAAAGCGAAAAUGCUGAACUUCUCCAUCGCUUAUGGGAAGACUCCUGUUGGACUUUCACGGGAUUGGAAGGUCUCUCUUAAGGAAGCAAAAGAAACAGUGAAUCUUUGGUAUAAGGAAAGAAAGGAGGUUUUGCGAUGGCAAGAAGAACGCAAAUCGGAGGCAGCCAACAAAGGGUGUGUUCAUACACUUCUUGGGCGUGCCCGGCGUUUCCCAUCCAUGGCUAAUGCCAGUUACUCUCAAAGAGGCCACAUUGAACGAGCUGCCAUUAAUACCCCAGUGCAGGGUAGUGCUGCAGAUGUUGCGAUGUGUGCCAUGCUUGAAAUAUCGAGGAAUUCUCGCUUGAAAGAUCUUGGUUGGAAGUUACUCUUGCAGGUACAUGAUGAAGUGAUAUUGGAAGGACCCACUGAUUCAGCAGAGGAAGCCAAGGCCAUAGUCGUGGAGUGCAUGUCCAAGCCAUUCUAUGGCACCAACUUUCUCAAAGUCGACCUAUCAGUGGAUGCCAACUGUGAACAGAACUGGUACGCUGCCAAGUAAGACUUGCAUUGGACCCCAUUCCUAAGUAUUUGGGUGGAUCCUUUGGUACGAGACCAAGAUUUUGUCUGGCGACACAAUUUGCUUUGGUUUGGACCUCGUCAGAAGCUAUUGCAACUGGCUUAUCAAUUGGGUAGUGGACUUCAGCCAGAAUUUGAGAUAUUUGGUGAAUAAGCUGCCCAAAUCUGUGAGAUUUUUGGAUUUCCGGCAUUUGUUAACUUCGCUUGAUGAUCUUCUGGCUGCAAGGUGCUUGAAGGGCUUUUUGAGAGGGCUGACUGCUUGCUUCUUUUUGACAGGGUUCAUAUGUUUUGCUUUAUGAGGUUGGGAUGGGUGAGUGGUAACUGGAAACAUGUAAAUGUAAAGUUUUGUACAAUUGAUUUAUAUCGGUGUUCUAAAAAUUAUCAGUCACCUAGAAAACUAAGUUGGAUUUUGCUGAUUCCUAGUUGGAUUGCCCGAUUUGGGGCACGCUUAAAUUAAUGUGAAAAAGAAAUCAUGAAAAAUUCUUGUA
Molecule: messenger RNA, 4521 nt
Organism: Amborella trichopoda
Lineage: Eukaryota; Viridiplantae; Streptophyta; Magnoliopsida; Amborellales; Amborellaceae
Product: DNA polymerase I A, chloroplastic
Biological process (GO): double-strand break repair; DNA-templated DNA replication
Molecular function (GO): DNA-directed DNA polymerase activity; DNA binding; 3'-5' exonuclease activity
Source: RefSeq, a predicted model, not a curated record